AUGGAUCAACAAGCAGUCGAUGUAGAUAACAUUAUCGAUAGAUUACUAGAAGUUCGAGGCUCCAAGCCAGGACAACAAGUGGAUUUGGAAGAACAUGAGAUUAGAUAUCUCUGUUCCAAGGCAAGAUCUAUUUUCAUUAAACAACCAAUCUUAUUAGAAUUGGAAGCACCAAUUAAGAUUUGUGGUGAUAUUCACGGUCAAUAUUACGAUUUAUUGCGUCUCUUCGAAUAUGGUGGAUUUCCACCAGAGUCAAACUAUUUAUUCUUAGGUGAUUAUGUUGAUCGUGGUAAACAAUCUUUAGAAACAAUUUGUCUGUUACUUGCUUACAAGAUUAAAUAUCCUGAAAAUUUCUUUAUCUUAAGAGGUAAUCACGAAUGUGCCUCCAUUAAUAGAAUUUAUGGGUUUUAUGAUGAAUGUAAAAGACGUUAUAAUAUCAAACUUUGGAAAACUUUCACAGAUUGUUUUAACUGUUUGCCAAUUGCUGCAAUCAUCGACGAAAAGAUCUUCUGUAUGCAUGGUGGGUUAUCACCUGAUUUAAAUAGUAUGGAACAAAUUAGAAGAGUCAUGAGACCAACUGAUAUCCCAGAUGUCGGUUUGUUAUGUGAUUUAUUAUGGUCUGACCCAGAUAAAGAUAUUGUCGGUUGGAGUGAAAAUGAUAGAGGUGUUUCAUUUACUUUUGGUCCUGAUGUCGUUAAUAGAUUUUUACAAAAGCAAGAUAUGGAAUUGAUUUGUAGAGCACAUCAAGUCGUGGAAGAUGGUUAUGAAUUCUUUAGUAAGAGGCAAUUAGUAACGCUUUUCAGUGCUCCAAAUUAUUGUGGUGAAUUCGAUAAUGCCGGUGCAAUGAUGAGUGUGGAUGAAAGUUUGUUAUGUUCAUUCCAAAUUUUGAAACCUGCACAAAAGAGUUUGCCAAGGCAACAAGGUGGUAGAAAGAAGAAAUAA
This is a messenger RNA of Naumovozyma castellii, 939 nucleotides long. RefSeq names its product type 1 serine/threonine-protein phosphatase catalytic subunit GLC7 (gene GLC7). The record is from RefSeq and is a predicted model, not a curated record. The coding region runs from base 1 to 939 and encodes 312 amino acids. Lineage: Eukaryota; Fungi; Ascomycota; Saccharomycetes; Saccharomycetales; Saccharomycetaceae. The transcript has 2 exons.